UGACCUCGGGAACGCGAUGGCUUUGUCUGACGCCUCCCAGGCAGGCGGCACCGACCAGGCUGAGCACCUGGGCCGGCCCUCUGUGCCCAGGGCAGGAGAGGGCCCGCAGCCCCCCGGCCUCCCCAUCGGCCCACCCCAGGCCGGCUCAAGGCUCCGGGUUGGUUGGACGGCCACAGCAGGGUCCAUGGGUGGGGAGAUUUAAACUCAGUGCCCUGGUGGCCGAAGAAGGAGGCUGAAGAUGGGACCGGGGAGGCUGGUGCCCAUGCUGGUCCUGGCGCUUGUGCUGGCCAUGGGGUCCCAGCCACAGGAACAGCUGCCCAGGGAGGCCCACAGCCUCAACUGGAAGAAGUUUUCAGGGUUCUGGUACAUUCUGGCUGUUGCCUCCGAUGGCCAGGGGUUCUUGCCUGGCAGACACAGGAGGAAGCUGGGGGCAUCCACGGUGAAGGUUCACAAAGUGGGCCAGCUGAAGGUGGUCCUGGCCUUUAGCCGGUCACAAGGGUGCCAGGCAUACACGUUAAUUCUUCGGAAAGAUGGGAAGAAGGCGGUGUUCAGGAACACACUGAAGGGGGUGGAGGGUUUCCACGUGCUGUCCACGGACUACAGCUUCGGCGUGGUCUACCUGCACCUGGGCCGCGCCGGCCGGACCGCCAAGAUGCUACUGUUCUUAAGCAGACGGAACACGUCCAGCUUCCCGAGCAUGAAAAGAUUCGUAGACAUAUGUGAGACUUUGGAGCUCGCCGAUGGUGUGACCGUUCUUCCGAAAGACGGUAACACGUGGUCGAGAGCCCUCCCCCCACCCCCACCACUGUCCAGGUCCGCGCCAUGCCUGGCCCCGUCCGCCUGUUAGGGUCGGCUCGCCGGGGGCAGAGAGAGGAGGGGUGACAGCGGUCUCUUCCAAGCCCCGUGGGAGGUGCUCCCCUUCCACGGCCCUGUCCUGCAUCAGCACCAGGCUUGUCCUGCCGACGGGCGUGGGUGGGUGGCACCGGGCAGCCCGUCUGGUCUGGGCUCUGUGGCCGUGGCUGGAGGACCCGGGCAGUGUCCCACACCAGCACACGAGAAACCGGGGAGAGAAAGGGAACGCUCGUGGGCAGACCGGCCCCCACCGGGCAGUGCCCCCUCAGUGCCCCUCUGCCUCCACAGCCUCCUGUGCGCACACCAUCCUGCCCUGAGGGCCACCACCUUUACUUUGGGGCUCUGCUCGUGGCCCUCCGAGACCCCAGGAGCGUUCUUCGCGGUUCCGGGAGUUCGCACGCUGAGAGGUGUUUGGUGACCCCGGGCCGCUGAUGGGGUGAAGUCCAAGGGCCGUGGCUCUAGCCCAAGAGGGAUCCUUGAUGAUCCUCAGGAGCUGGGGAUAGGAGGGCACGUGCUGGCCGGCAGGGAGAGUCCAGUCCUGGCCCGUCAGCUCGUGCCCUCCAGGUUCCACGGCCGAGAGGGGCUGUCACCUCCUGUCUGCUGGGAAAUAGACCUCGGACCGGUCCAGUGUAAUCCUUGCCGCGUGUCUUCUCUGCAGUGAGUCUGCGCACCGCUCCCCGGGCUCCCCGACACCCCACACUUCCCCAGGAAGCCGCUCACUCCUUCGGGAAACACAUAUAAGCACCCGUGACACGCCAGGCACGUGCUUGCUGCUGGCGAGAGGGCAGUGAGCAAAACAGGCAAUAGCUUAUUAGAAUUUGGGGACUAUCCGCCUCUGAGGGAGAGGGCCUCGAGAGUCCUAGAUGCCUUCUGUACAGCUGCACAAGGACUACGCACACCAUAAUUCUUCCAGAGUCUUCACAAAGACGUUACCCUAAUGAGGUGCCUGCAGGAAGAGGCUUUGACCACCUCACACUUUCUGUGCCAGUCUCCUGGCUCGGCUCGGCUGGGAGCCUCAGCCCCACGGUCACCCAGGAAGCCAGGGCUGCAGCCUCAGCGGAGGCUCGACUGGGGCAGGGUCCGCCUCCAAGACCGCGACCGGGCACGUGCUCUUGGCAGGAUUCAGCCGGGACUGGGGGGUCUCAGGACUUCUGUGUCUCAGCCCGGAGCCUCUGCAGGUUCUUGGCACUGGGCCUCCUGGGGCAGCUCAUAUUGUCUGCUCUUGCUUCGUCAGAGAGAGACACACACACAGACACACAGACUGACACAGAGACAGAGAACGGACCCGGGAGAAAAGGAACCCGGAGAAACCACAGGCUUUCAUGAACCACCUUGUAAGCGACACCCAUCGUUAUAUUCUCUCCCUCAGAACCGAUCACACGGGCCUUCCACCGGCGAGGGGAGGGGAUGUCACGAGGAUACAAGAGGCUGUGUUAGCAAAAGUGGGCACAUGUCGGAGACAGAGACCCUUGUUUGUGCUGUGACACCACAGCCUGACGCCAGCAGGGACACAGCCGGUCCUCCCGUGGCCCAAACAGAAACCGGGAGAUGCAGAAGGCCAGACGGUCACACCACAGAGGGGAGAGCAUCCCUCACGACCCAGGGCCAGAAGGUUCACAGGCCUCUGGGCCAAAUAAUGCGCCAAAGCCAGUGCUUUCCCCG
Messenger RNA from Neofelis nebulosa (Clouded leopard), 2514 nucleotides. It is a transcript of the gene LCN10, whose product is annotated as lipocalin 10. The record is from RefSeq and is a predicted model, not a curated record. The transcript has 5 exons. Lineage: Eukaryota; Metazoa; Chordata; Mammalia; Carnivora; Felidae. Gene Ontology annotation, molecular function: small molecule binding. The coding region runs from base 239 to 847 and encodes 202 amino acids.